AUGGAUGGAGAUAUCAUCAUUGCUGGGUUUUUCCCUCUAUACACAUUGGGAACAGGUAGCAGUAAUAGUGAUGCUUCCGUACAUGAAGAGAACAAUCUGUUUUCCUUCAAAAACUACCAGUUUGUUUUGUCCUUGGCUUUUGCUAUUGAAGAGAUCAACAAAAACCCUAAUCUUUUACAUAAUUUGACUCUGGGAUUUAAUAUCUAUGAUUUUCUAUAUGGAACAUGGACAGCAUUUAUAAAUCCCUUUACUUGCCUCUUUGGGAACUACAAGAUUCCGAACUAUAACUGUAUGAGAGACAAUCAGCCUAUAGCAGUACUUACAGGAACUUCAGGAGCAAUAUCUUCCCAGAUUGGGACACUGUUGGGCCUCUACAGGUUUCCACAGCUUACCUCUGGGCCUUUUGAUCAUGUUCUGAGUGACAAUAACAUGUUUCCUGGUCUUUAUCAGAUGGCCCCAAGAGACACAUCAAUAGCCAGUGCCAUGGUCUUAUUAUUACUUCACUUCAGCUGGAAUUGGGUGGGACUGAUAACUUUACAAGAUGAGAAUGGUUUAUGGAUUCUUCCUGCAUUGAAAGAAGAGAUGACCAAGAACAGAGUUUGUGUAGCUGUUGAGCUAACAUUCCCAAAUUAUGCCAUCUCGAAUAUUUUCAAAAUCAUGGCACAUUAUAACCAGAUAAAUAAAUCUUCAGCAAAUGUAGUCAUCAUAUAUGCUGAUAAUGAAUUCAUGCAUUAUUUAAUGAUGUGUAUUGAACAAAUAUUAAUAAAAGGAAAAGUUUUUAUCAUGAACACUCAAUGGGAUUCAACCCUGAGAAAAAGAUAUUUCAUUCCAGGUUCAUUCCAUGUACCUCUCAUUUUUUCACACCAUCGCCCAGAUGUUUCUGGAUUCACAGAUUUUCUCAAAUCAGUUAACCCUUCUAAAUACCCAAAAGACUUUUUUCUUGCUCGGCUGUGGUUUCUCUCUUUUAAUUGCUCAGGUUCUGAGUCUGACAUUGUAAAGUGGGAGAACUGUCCUCAUGAUGCCUCCUUGGACUGGUUGCCUAAACACACAUUUGACAAGACAAUGUCUAGGGACAGUUACACUAUCUACAAUGCUGUGUAUGCUGUGGCCCAGGCUCUCCAUGAGAUGCUGCUUCACCAAACAGAAACACAAACAAUGAGAAAUAGAAAAGUGAUGGUGCUUUCCCCUGCACAGCUACAUUCUUUUCUGAAGAAUAUCCAGUUUCACAAUCCUGCUGGAGAUCAAGUGAUUCUUCAUGAGAAAAAGAAAUUGGUGGCAGAGUAUGAUAUUGUGAACAUUUGGAAUUUUCCAGAAGGUCUUCAUUUUGAGAUGAAACCUCCUCACUCUGUCUGCAGUGAAAGUUGUGGUCCAGGAUUCAGGAAAUCCCCUCAAGAGGAAAAGGCUGCCUGUUGCUAUGAUUGUAUCCCUUGCUCAGAGAACGAGAUGGCUAAUGGAACAGAUAUGGAACAAUGUGUGAAAUGCCCUGGUUAUCAAUAUGCCAACACAGAGAGAAACCAGUGUCUUCAAAGAGCUGCAAGUUUCCUGGCUUAUGGAGAGCCCUUAGGGAUGGCCUUGGCCUGCAUGGCUCUUUGUUUAUCUACACUCACAGCAUUUGUUCUUGGAGUCUUUGUGAAACAUCGGAACACCCCCAUUGUCAAGGCUAAUAACCAGGCUCUCAGCUACAUCCUGCUCAUCUCCCUCAUUUUCUGUUUUCUCUGUUCUUUGUUCUUUAUCGGCUGCCCCAACACAGUCACCUGCAUUCUACAGCAAACCAUAUUUGGAGUUGCAUUCACGGUAGCUGUUUCUGCUGCCUUGGCCAAAACUGUAACUGUGGUUCUAGCUUUCAAGGUCACAUCUCCAGGGAGAAGGUUGAGGUGGUUGCUGCUAUCAGGGGCUCCUAACUUCAUCAUUCCCAUCUGCACUUUGAUCCAGGGCUCCCUUACUGCUUUCUAUUCUGUCUUGGGAUACUUGGUUCUCCUGGCCCUAGCCAGCUUCAUUGUGGCUUUCCUGGCCAGGAACCUGCCUGACUCCUUCAAUGAAGCAAAGUUCCUAACCUUCAGCAUGCUGGUGUUCUGCAGUGUCUGGCUCACUUUUGUGCCUGUCUACCAUAGUGCCAAGGGGAAAGUCAUGGCAGCUACAGAGGUCUUUUCCAUAUUGGCUUCCAGUGCAGGGCUCCUGGGCUGCAUCUUUGUCCCCAAGUGCUACAUCAUCUUGUUAAGGCCAGAAAGAAAUUUUCUGCAUGGCUUCCGGGAUAUAACACACCAUGAGAAAUAA
Messenger RNA from Dipodomys spectabilis (banner-tailed kangaroo rat), 2274 nucleotides. RefSeq names its product vomeronasal type-2 receptor 116-like. Gene Ontology annotation, molecular function: G protein-coupled receptor activity. The transcript has 7 exons. Lineage: Eukaryota; Metazoa; Chordata; Mammalia; Rodentia; Heteromyidae. Bases 1 to 2274 code for a protein of 757 amino acids. The record is from RefSeq and is a predicted model, not a curated record. Gene Ontology annotation, biological process: G protein-coupled receptor signaling pathway. Gene Ontology annotation, cellular component: membrane.